Nicotiana attenuata is the source of this 484-nucleotide messenger RNA. RefSeq names its product protein 108-like. The transcript is spliced from 2 exons. The record is from RefSeq and is a predicted model, not a curated record. Lineage: Eukaryota; Viridiplantae; Streptophyta; Magnoliopsida; Solanales; Solanaceae. Bases 23 to 304 code for a protein of 93 amino acids.
GUCAUUUAAAGAAGGAAUUAAUAUGGCAGCGAUGAAGUUCAUUGUUUCCCUUGUUCUGCUAGCAAUUGUGCUUCAAAGCCGAGUGAUUGAAUGUCAGGGACAAAUGACUUGCUCUGUAUCACUUAAUAACCUGAACGUGUGUGCGCCAUUCGUGGUUCCAGGGACAACCAACCCGACCCCUAGUGCCGACUGUUGUUCUGCACUCCAGUCAGUGGACCAUGAGUGCCUCUGCAACACUCUCCGCAUCUCUGCCCGCCUUCCAGCUCAAUGCAACCUUCCUCCCCUCUCUUGUGCUGCAAACUGAGUUGUAUGUUGACGACGCCAACAACCACAGCUAUUAAGCGAAUAAUGUCCAGAGUUCUAUGGCAAUAAAUUAUAUGCGCCCCCUUUCUCUUUUGUUUGCUUUGUUCUUUGGGGAGAUGUUUUGUGUCCUCUGAUUUGCAAGUUAGUCAUCUGAUGUAAUAUAGGUCAGACAAGAGUCCGC